AUGUUUCCACUAACGGAGGAGAACAAAGGUGUUGCCUUGUUGCUGCUCAGGACCGGCACCUGUCCCAGGUGUAUCUUCAGGUUCUGUGGCGUGGACUGUCAUGCACCUUACAAACUUCCAUACAAGGAGUUACUCAGUGAUCUACAGAAAUUUCUGGAAGCUGACAAAGAAACAUUAAUUCUGGAAGUGCCAAAUCCACCUCUCAAGAAAAUUCGACUUCAAGAAUCAGAAGAUGAAGUUGGUAAUCUGGGUCAGAAUGGAGAGAGCGAGAUCACUGUGAGUGGAGGUGGAGAUGUUGCGUCCGAGAACUCAACUGUGUGCAAUGUUUGCCUGGGGAUUCUUCAAGAGUUCUGUGAAAAAGACUUCAUUAAAAAGGUGUGCCAAAAAGUGGAGGCCUCUGGGUUUGAAUUCACCAGCCUGGUGUUUUCCGUCUCCUUCCCGCCUCAGCUGUCUGUGAGAGAGCAUGCUGCGUGGUUGCUGGUAAGACAGGAAAUGGGAAAGCAGAGCUUGUCGCUGGGCAGAAAUGAUAUAAUUCAACUCAAAGAAGCGUUCAAGUGGAUAACUCACCCCCUGUUCUCAGAGGAGCUAGGUGUUCCCGUUGAUGGAAAGAGCUUCUUUGAAGUGAGUGUGGUCUUUGCUCACCCAGAAACAGUUGAGGAUUGCCACUUCCUAGGUGAAGUAUGCCCAGAUUGCUUUAAGCCAGCUAAAAAUAAGCAGUCAGUGUUCACCAGAAUGGCAGUUCUGAAAGCUCUGAAUAAGAUAAAAGAAGAGGAUUUCCGCAAGCAGUUCCCUUGCCCUCCACUCUCGCCAAAGGCCGCGUGCACCGUUCUCGAGAUUGAAUGUGCUCACGGGGCCGUUUUUGUGGCUGGGAGAUACAACAAAUACUCCAGGACCCUACCCCAAACUCCAUGGAUAAUCGAUGGUGAAAGGAAGUUGGAGUCUUCAGUGGAAGAAUUAAUUUCAGAUCAUUUGCUGACAGUGUUCAAAGCAGAGAGUUUUAAUUUCUCGUCCUCUGGGAGAGAAGAUGUUGAUGUGAGAACACUAGGAAAUGGAAGGCCCUUUACCAUCGAGCUGGUGAACCCUCACCGAGUACGUUUCACUGCACAAGAAAUGAAGGAACUCCAGCAGAAAAUUAAUAGCUCGUCUGACAAAAUCCAAGUGCGGGACUUGCAGGUGGUCACCAGAGAGGCAAUAGGACAUAUGAAGGAAGGUGAAGAAGAAAAGACCAAGACGUACAGUGCCUUAAUAUGGACGAAUAAAGCAAUCCAGAAGGAAGACAUUGAAUUCCUAAACGACAUAAAGGACCUGAAGAUCGACCAGAAGACGCCGCUGCGCGUGCUGCACCGGCGGCCCCUGGCCGUGCGGACGCGGCUGGUCCACACCAUGGAGCCGCGCUACGUGGACGAGCACCACUUCCGCCUCCGCCUCAAGACGCAGGCCGGCACCUACAUUAAAGAGUUUGUCCACGGGGACUUUGGGAGAACCAAGCCGAACAUCGGCUCACUCAUGAACUUGACCGCGGACAUCCUGGAGCUGGAUGUGGAGUCUGUCGAUGUGGACUGGCCCCCUGCGCUGGAUGACUGA
This is a messenger RNA of Elephantulus edwardii (Cape elephant shrew), 1584 nucleotides long. RefSeq names its product pseudouridylate synthase 10 (gene PUS10). Bases 1 to 1584 code for a protein of 527 amino acids. Gene Ontology annotation, molecular function: pseudouridine synthase activity; RNA binding. Gene Ontology annotation, biological process: tRNA pseudouridine synthesis. Lineage: Eukaryota; Metazoa; Chordata; Mammalia; Macroscelidea; Macroscelididae. The transcript is spliced from 17 exons. The record is from RefSeq and is a predicted model, not a curated record.